Messenger RNA from Prunus mume (Japanese apricot), 1524 nucleotides. RefSeq names its product nudix hydrolase 13, mitochondrial-like. Lineage: Eukaryota; Viridiplantae; Streptophyta; Magnoliopsida; Rosales; Rosaceae. Gene Ontology annotation, cellular component: nucleus; cytoplasm. The record is from RefSeq and is a predicted model, not a curated record. Gene Ontology annotation, molecular function: pyrophosphatase activity.
CAACAAGGCCUGUCUUUGACUCUGCCGACAACUACUUAGGAAACACAAGCCUGAAACAUAGAUGGUUUCAGAUAGUUUUGAUUAUUGCAUCAAUUCCCAUGGGAAAGAUACAUUGGCACAAAGAUGGUUUCAGACAGUUUUGAUUGUUGCAUCAUGGAGAGUCCAAAGAGAAAAGAAGACCCCAAAAAAAAAAAAAACUUGACACCCAAGGUCACGUUAUGAGUUUGACAUUUGACAUAUUUAAGUGGUUAGCGUUGAUUUGGUCUUCCCGCGGAAACAUUUAUAUAUACAGCUUUCUCGUGCAGAGUUAUUGUGCAAAAGGAGAGUGCAGCUUCUGUGAAGGAGCGAACAAAUCAAGCCAAGGUUCAUCUGUUCAAAUACGUUAAAGAUUAGAACAUAGAUAGAUUCAGCGUCACCGUUGCCCUUAUUGACUCUCUCUCCAACUCCCUCCUCUCUCCUCUCUUCUUUUCUGCUUAAAUUCUAAGAGAGCUAUGAGGGUCAUUCUGCUGCUUCAUUUUCUCCCCGGGGUACUAGUUGGUUGGUGUUCUUGGUAUGCUCUGCAUAUCUGAAGCCUACACACUCAGAAAUUUAAGCAAACCCAGAUGAGCAAAUCCCCCAAUUGUGCAGAUUGUUAGGGUUGUUGGGUCUGCAGAUUAUAAUCAUGUCUUGUUUAACGGCAAGAACAGGGAGGCAGAGGCAACGUUAUGAGGGCCAUUUGAGGCUUGUUUCAGGGUGUAUUCCUUAUAAGUUUGAAAAGAGUGUUGGGGGUUGCAAUCGCAGUAUGGAGAAAGAAUUGCUUGUUCUCAUGAUUUCUUCACCAAGUCGGGAUGAUCUUGUGUUUCCAAAGGGCGGAUGGGAGGAUGAUGAAACGAUGAGUGAAGCUGCCCGUCGUGAGGCCUGGGAGGAAGCAGGAGUGAAGGGAGUUCUUGGUGAAACUCCACUGGGAGAUUGGGAGUUCAGAAGCAAGAGCAAACAGAAUAGCUGCAGCCAGCAAGGAGGUUGUAGAGGUUUCAUGUUUGCAAUGGAGGUGACUGAAGAGCUCGACUCCUGGCCUGAGCAGGCUAACUAUGGAAGGAAAUGGCUUACCAAAGAAGAAGCAUUCAGAGUCUGUCGGUAUGACUGGAUGCGGGAAGCGCUUAAAAAAUUUGUGACAGCUCUCUCAGAGAGCAGGGAAAAUGACACAAUAAAAGAACUGGAAGUUCCUUUGAGGCCAAUCUCAGAAAUUGAGCAUCAAAUGCCACCACAAGGCUGCUUUGGCAGUCAUCCUAGCAUCCAGCAGCUUGCAGCUCGAAAAUCGAUGCAGCAAAUGCAAAUGCAUUGCACAGGGUUGCGAAAGAGUCACGUAUAAACUUCGUGUACUGAAAGUUGCCAGUUUAGCAAUUUUCUCUGGUCUUAAAUUGCAGUAUUAUUUAGUAAUUCUGUUUAUUUUUUUAGUGAGUUUGUUUAGCUCUUCAUCAUUUGUACAAACUCUGUAAUCAAAAUCAAAUCAAGAUUUGAUGCAAUCAACUGUUCAUUAUAACCCUU